Messenger RNA from Phaethon lepturus (White-tailed tropicbird), 939 nucleotides. RefSeq names its product N-methylpurine-DNA glycosylase (gene MPG). Lineage: Eukaryota; Metazoa; Chordata; Aves; Phaethontiformes; Phaethontidae. The transcript has 3 exons. The coding region runs from base 1 to 822 and encodes 273 amino acids. The record is from RefSeq and is a predicted model, not a curated record. Gene Ontology annotation, molecular function: DNA binding; alkylbase DNA N-glycosylase activity. Gene Ontology annotation, biological process: base-excision repair.
AUGCCAAGAAAAAGAAAGCUGUUGGCUCAAUUAAGUGCUCUCCAAAGCAACUCCAGCUUCCCUCCUUUUGAUGCCUUGGAGAACCUGAAUGCUACGCCUGAUGGGGAUUCUUCUCCAAAAAGCAGCAAAUAUUUUGCGACAGAGAAAAAAAAUUCUUCCCAGCUAGAAGCAGAUUUUUUCAACCAGCCCUGUAUUAGUCUGGCCAAGUCCUUUCUGGGACAGAUUUUAGUUCGCAAACUUCCUGAUGGUAGAGAACUCUGGGGGAGGAUUGUUGAAACAGAAGCUUAUCUGGGUGGGGAAGAUGAAGCUUCCCACUCCAAAGGUGGGAAGCAAACUCAACGAAACGCGGCAAUGUUCAUGAAACCAGGAACUCUGUACGUGUAUCAGAUCUAUGGGAUUCACUUCUGCAUGAAUGUUUCCAGCCAAGGGGAAGGGGCUGCAGUCUUACUUCGCUCUUUGGAACCUCUUCAGGGUUUAGAUGCAAUGAGAGAGCUGCGCAGCGCUUCAAGGAAAGGACCCGCAAAGCUGCUGAAGGACUGGCAGCUGUGUAAUGGGCCCUCCAAGCUCUGCCAAGCAUUUGGGAUCAAUAAAGCUUUUGACCAGAGGGACCUGACUCAAGAUGCAGCCAUCUGGAUGAUACCUGGACAUGACCUACCAGGGGAGCAGGACGUGGUAGCCACAACAAGGAUUGGUAUUGGCAACAGGGGAGAGUGGGCACAGAAACCUCUCAGGUUUUAUUUACGAGGAAACAAAUUUGUGAGCGUUGUAGACAAGAAAAUGGAGACAAAGAUGGCAGAAAAGGGACAGUCUUCUUGCAGCUGAUGGGUCUUGCGUGUGUGCCAGUGACCAGGACUGGAGCUGCGCUCUUAUGACAGUCUCCAGCUAGGUCACCGCAGCAGCUAGGGCAGGCAUAGCAGCUUGAAAGUUUUUAACAAUAAA